Molecule: messenger RNA, 1287 nt
Organism: Exophiala bonariae
Lineage: Eukaryota; Fungi; Ascomycota; Eurotiomycetes; Chaetothyriales; Herpotrichiellaceae
Exons: 1
Coding region: 1-1287 (428 amino acids)
Source: RefSeq, a predicted model, not a curated record
AUGUUGUUGCGCAGAUAUCGCCGUUCACCUCGCCGGCGACUUCUUAAAGCCGUCCUCUAUAUCCUCACCUGUCUCUUCCUCUUCGACCUCCUCACAAUCCUCAAACAACAUCGCGAGUUCUCUCGGAACUUGCAAGCCCACACAUACAACGAUGUUGCAUCACUCCCCUCGUCAGUCAAGAACCAGAAGGUCUUCAUAGUCGCACAAUUCUGGACCAAUGCGAAGAUCAUUCAGGACCGGUGGGGCCAGGCUCUCCUCGACCUGGUCGCCACACUGGGCAAAGAAAAUGUGUACAUAAGCAUAUACGAGAGCGGCAGUCUUGACCGCACGAAGGAUGUGCUGAAGAUGCUGGACGACAUACUGGCAGAGCAAAAUAUCCCCCGAUCAGUCAUCCUCGAUCCGACAUCACAUGCAGACGAAAUCAAUGUGGGCCCCAUCGAUGAGCAAGGGAAUCCAAGGGCGGGGUGGAUUCAGACCACGACAGUGGGAGCGGGCAAAGAGCUGCGACGUAUCCCAUACCUCGCGCGCCUGCGCAACACAUCUCUCAAGGUCCUCUUCGAUCACCACGCCCAGGGGAUUGAAUACGACAAAAUCCUGUAUCUCAACGAUGUGGUAUUCCGCCCUUCAGACGUCCUCACCCUCCUCGCUACCAAUCAAGGCUCCUUCACCUCGGCAUGCGCCCUCGACUUUCACUACCCACCAGACUACUACGAUACAUUCGUUCUCCGCGAUAGCAAGGGCGAUGGCACUGUGAUGAAAUCAUUUCCCUAUUUCCGCUCCGAAGACUCUCGCAACGCCAUACUGGCUGGCCGCCCUACGAAGGUUCAAUCAUGCUGGAACGGCAUGAUCGUGCUUGACACAGCUCCAUUCUACGAUGGCCUCCGCUUCCGCGCACUACCGGAUAGUCUGGCGUCCAAGCAUCUGGAAGCCAGCGAAUGCUGCCUCAUCCAUACAGACAUGAUGGCAAUGAUGGGCUCCGCGGCGCGCGGUAUCUACGUCAACCCAUCGGUCCGCGUCGGCUACACUGUCAACGCCUACAACCUGACACACAGCGGACCAGAUCAGAAUUUCGUAUCCGGAACCCAGUACGUGACGGGCGUGUGGCUGAACCGUAUCAAGCGGAAAAUAUUGGGACGUGUCACGAAAGCCACUCAAGAUGUCGGGCGGAAAAUGGAACGCUGGCGAAAAGAAGGCUCCAGCUCGCUAGAGAGUAGAGAUGAGUCCGGCGAAAUGUGUAUCAUUGAUGAACAGCAUAUCCUCAUUUGGAAUGGUUGGAAACAUGUCUAA